AUGCCUCUUUGUGGUUCAUCUUCAUCCUCAAAACAGCCGAUCGAGCGUAAGAUAGUAAUUUUGGGUGACGGUGCAUGUGGUAAGACGUCUCUAUUGAACGUUUUCACGAGGGGAUACUUUCCUAAGGUGUAUGAACCUACCGUGUUUGAAAACUACAUACAUGAUAUUUUCGUGGACAAUCAACACAUAACUCUAAGUUUGUGGGAUACUGCUGGGCAGGAAGAAUUCGACAGAUUGAGAUCCCUUUCUUAUUCCGACACGCAUACCAUUAUGUUAUGUUUCUCCGUGGAUUCCAGGGACUCUUUGGCGAACGUCCAAAAUAAAUGGGUGGGUGAAAUUACAGAUCAUUGUGAAGGAGUGAAACUGGUACUGGUAGCUUUGAAGUGUGAUCUGAGGAGCAACACCGACGAGUAUGCCUUGGACAGCGCGAUAACUCCAGGCAGCAUUCAACAGCAACAGCAACAAGAAGAGCAACAGCAACAACAGCAUUCUCGUGCAAGUGGUGGGCUUAUUACUUACGAUGAAGGACUUGCUAUGGCCAAGAAGAUCGGCGCGCUUCGGUAUCUUGAGUGCAGUGCCAAGAUGAACAGAGGUGUCAACGAAGCAUUCACCGAAGCGGCGCGUUGCGCAUUGAGUGCACAACCGAAAGGCGCAAAGGAAAACGGACCUGCUGAAGAGAAAAGCAGCAACGGGUGUGUCAUUAUGUAA
Messenger RNA from Lachancea fermentati, 708 nucleotides. The record is from the annotation of a GenBank genome assembly. NCBI's taxonomy places the organism in Eukaryota, Fungi, Ascomycota, Saccharomycetes, Saccharomycetales, Saccharomycetaceae.